Molecule: messenger RNA, 477 nt
Organism: Pistacia vera
Lineage: Eukaryota; Viridiplantae; Streptophyta; Magnoliopsida; Sapindales; Anacardiaceae
Product: TMV resistance protein N-like
Exons: 1
Coding region: 1-477 (158 amino acids)
Biological process (GO): signal transduction
Source: RefSeq, a predicted model, not a curated record
AUGGCUUCUUCUUCUUUAACUACUCGAGAAAAUGAUGUUUACCUUUGUUUUAGGGGCGAAGAUGUCCGCAACAAUUUUAUCAAUCAUCUCGAUAAAGCUUUACGUCGCAAAAAGAUUCAGACUUUCAUCAAUAACCAACUUGAUCCUGGAGAAUGUAUUCCGCGAUCUAUUGUACAUGCAAUGGAAGAAUCAAAGAUUUCAGUUAUUGUUUUCUCAGAAAAGUAUGCUGCUUCUCUAUGGUUUCUUGAAGAGCUUGAAAAGAUUCUUGCAUGUAAGAAUCGGUACGGCCAGAUUGUAAUGACUGUUUAUUAUCACGUAGAUCCAUCAGAUGUAAGGAAUCAAACCGGGAAUUUUGGGAAAAGAUUUGCUAUGAUUGAAGAACAACUUAAGGAGAGCCCACAAACAUUAGUCAGAUAUAAAAGCGCUUUGGAAGAAGCAGUAAAUAUUUAUGGCUUUGAUUGGCAGGUUAUUAGGUGA